Cryphonectria parasitica EP155 is the source of this 1173-nucleotide messenger RNA. Its product is annotated as MFS general substrate transporter. Gene Ontology annotation, biological process: transmembrane transport. Gene Ontology annotation, molecular function: transmembrane transporter activity. NCBI's taxonomy places the organism in Eukaryota, Fungi, Ascomycota, Sordariomycetes, Diaporthales, Cryphonectriaceae. The transcript has 4 exons. Bases 1 to 1173 code for a protein of 390 amino acids. Gene Ontology annotation, cellular component: fungal-type vacuole membrane. The record is from RefSeq and is a predicted model, not a curated record.
AUGUACUUGAUUUCUUUCAGGUUGGCUAUAGCAUCGACUUGGGGAUAUUUAAACUCAUUUGGCAGCUUUCAAACUUAUUACGAAACUUCGAUGCCCGACUUGGCCCCAUCUACCAUCUCCUGGAUUGGCUCCCUGCAGAUCUGGUUCACCAUGGUCGGCGGCAUCUUCACAGGACGUCUGCUGGACGCUGGGUAUUUUGUUCCUACCUUUUUUGUCGGUGCGGUCCUUCAGGUGCUGGGCUUAUUCCUCAUAAGCAUCUGCACGAAAUACUGGCAGCUUAUGCUGACGCAGGGCAUCCUCACCGGCGUGGGAGGCGGCAUUUUCUUCACACCGGCCUUGGCACUGGUGGCAACUUACUUUGAAAAGAGACGCGGACUCGCCAUGGGACUCGUCACUACUGGAAACUCGGCUGGUGGCAUGAUCUAUCCUAUCGUUGUCAGACAGCUGCUUCCCAAACUCGGAUUCGCCUGGACGACAAGAGUGCUCGGAUUCAUCAACCUCGGCGCCCUCACAGUCUGUGUGGCUCUCAUGCGCCCACGUCUGCCACCCAGAAAAUCAGGCCCCAUGAUCGACUGGUCGGCUUUCCGAGACCCGGUUUGGAACACGUUUAUCGCGGGCUGGUGGCUGAUCAUGUGGGCAAACUACUACACAUUCUACUACAUCGCCUCCUAUGGGGCUGAUGUCCUCGGCCUAUCCUACUCUUCGGCCUCCAUCCUCAUUAUCGUUGUGAACGGCGCAGGCCUCCCCUUCCGGGUUCUUGUGCCCUUGUUCUCCGACCGCUUCGGUCCUCUCAAUGUCUUACUCCCCGUCACCUCCAUCUGGGCCAUUAUUGCCUUUUGCUGGCUGGCUGUAUCCAGCGUACCGGGCUAUUACGUCUGGACCGCUUUUUACGGCGCCGUCUCCGCUUCCUUCCAGUGCCUUCUCCCCACCACGGUGGCGAGCAUCACACCUCGGCUGGACAAGGUGGGCACGAGGAUGGGGAUUGCAUUCUUUCUCGUUGCGUUCUCUUCAAUGACAGGCCCCCCAGUCGGGGGCGCACUGCAGACGGCGGAUGGAGGUGGUUAUACCGGGGCGCAGGCCUGGGCGGCGAGUGUGACACUAGUUGGGUGUUUUUUGUGUUUUGUUGCUCGAUGGUAUAGGGCUGGAGGGUUUGAUCCUAAAUUCAAGUGUUGA